Molecule: messenger RNA, 2909 nt
Organism: Leopardus geoffroyi (Geoffroy's cat)
Lineage: Eukaryota; Metazoa; Chordata; Mammalia; Carnivora; Felidae
Gene: IL18BP
Product: interleukin 18 binding protein
Exons: 5
Coding region: 2140-2715 (191 amino acids)
Biological process (GO): T-helper 1 type immune response
Molecular function (GO): interleukin-18 binding
Source: RefSeq, a predicted model, not a curated record
CCUGGGAAUAGUGUGAUGCCAGGCUCCUGUCCUGUGGCAGAAGGGCCCUGGGGCAUCACUGGGUGACUCUCUUCCUCACCUCCUGAGGUCAGUGCCCUGUUGCCAGCACCUCUUCUCAUGAGCCACUCUCAACUUUGGCUUCUCUCACCCAGCUGUGUUUUCCCAUAGUCCCCCACUGCUCAUGCUGGUGCGCCCAGUUGAAGGGUCCAGGGAUCAUUCUUUCACUUUUGUUCCCCCUAUACUUCAGGCUCAUGUGAGAAGCCAAGACCAGGUUGUCCAAGGCUCUCUUUUCAUACUUCAGCAAGCCUGAGUCCCAUGACCUCCCGGUGGCCCAACUUUUGUCUUGGUUCCACUCUAAGGUAGAGUCCUGUCUCCUCUUCCUCCAUCCCCACCCCACCCCCAAAGGACUGUCUCAGAAGCCCCAGGCAGCCUUGCCUCCUGACCUGAUGGCUAGACAUAGGGGCACUCCUAGGAGGAGUUUCAUGAACUCCAAACCUAGUUCCAUCUCCUGGCUUCCCUGGUUCUGUUCUGGGCAUCCCAUCACAGAGAACACAGAGACCACAAACCUCAGACACUUGGGUCUUGUCCUUCAUGCUUAAUCACCAGUCCUGGUCUUUCUGCCUCUGCAGACACUGGCGAGACCCUGAUAGUGAAUGCUUACUCCAGUUUUGCAUCCCGGGUGCCUCACUUAACCUCACCCUAGUCCUGGCCCUGCCCCAGCUCCAUUUGUCCCAUCAGCCACCAGACUGGUGCAUUCAUAUAGCUCUGUUGUUGUUGAAGCCAGCGCUGGGCUGCUUGCUCCCCUACUUCCCUGGGAGGCGCCCUCUCCUUUUUAGGGCCAAAGCUCCAGUUUAUGUUCCAAGUCCUCAGCUUGACUCUGAGAGGUUCCUGCACACAAGGCUGGAGAGUGCUGUCAGCAUAGUUCCUGUGUCAUGGCUCAUGUGGGUCUGGACACAGCUGGACUGAGUGUUGAGCUUUGAAGGGGGGGGAUUCUGAAAAAGAGGACUCUUUGGGGCUUCUUGGGAGCCAGGUAGGGGGAAAUUUAGACUUCCUAGUAAACCUAGACCUAUAGUUCUGGCCAUAUAGUUUGUGGGGUGGUGGGUGGGGGCAGGGUUGGUGGUUGGAGGAAGUGGAGAGCCUGAGAAAGGCCAGGAUGAUGGGCUGGUGUGACAUUGAGCCUGGAGUGGUCAAAGCGAUCCAAUAUGGGGCCCCCAGUGCCAAGGAGAGCUAACCCCUUGAAUAUCAGUGUGAAUGUGAAAGAAGCAUGAAGUCUGCUCGUGUAGAAGCAAAGGCUGGUUCCGAAGAGCAAAGGUGGAUGCCAGAGUCCUAACCCUUGACUGGGACAGAAGAAUCCAUCUGCGGGAGACUCAUAAGUUCAUACCGUAUGUGCCCCUGGGAGGGUGAAGCUGAGCAGGGACGAAAGAUCCAGUCUGAUGCCACUUGGAGAGUAGGGGGGCGGGGGUCUGUGAGUUAGCAGGAAGGUUCUGGGCCAUCAUGAACUUCGGCUCCCAGAAGAGGUGCUGUGUACAGACUGGACCCAGACUGGCAUUAUGUGUGUGCCCUCUGUUAAUAACUCAGAGCCUACUCUGGAUUCCAUGGUUAGAACAAAAGUGAAAGUGAAAUAGAGGGGAGUGGAGAAUGUUUUCCCAGAAGGAUUUCACUAAUCCUGUCCUUCCCGGAACCAGCUCCAGUGAAGAGAGCUUUGCCUCUCUUUGUGACGGGGUAAGUCCUUGGCCCCUCUUUGGGUCUGUUUCUCCAUCCUUAUAAUGAAGGGGUUAGAAUGGACACAUAACCACAUAAUGUUAAUGGUAAUAAGAGCUAGAGUGGGGAAAGACGGUUACUAGAUGAUCUUCAGCUUUGUUGCUACAUUCUGAAAGAGCUCCAGCCUGUGCUGGAUGGGAUGCCUGGAGUAAAUAAAUAGCAUUGCCUGGCAACCCACUCAGUUCAGACCGAGGGACAGCUGUGGAGUCUACAGGAAGGACAGGCCCAUACAAAUGGCUGGGAUCCAGACAAGCCACUGAGAAGAUGUGAGAGAAGUAGUUUACUCCCAUUCUCCUCCCCCACCAGCCCCAGAGAGGAGGAAGUUGUCACAGUUAAAUAGAGCCAGGCACGCCAGCUCCUUACACAUCCGUCAAGACCAUGAGACAGAACCGGACACCAGAUCCCAGGCCUUUGCCUGUCCUGCUCCUAUGUGCCCACCUAGUUUCUCACCUGGCUGGAGCCACACCUCCACCUCAGGCCACCACCGCUUUCAUUGGCUCAUCUGGGAUCACAAAGGACCCCUGCCCCUCCGGGCUCCCAACAGCUAAGCAGUGCCCAGCAAUGGAGGUGACCUGGCCGGAACUGGAAGUCCCACUGAAUGGAAUGCUGACCUUGUCCUGUACCGCCUGUAGCCGCUUCCCCCACUUUAGCAUCCUGUACUGGCUGGGCAAUGGUUCUUUCAUCGAACACCUCCCAGGUCGGCUGAGGGAGGGCAGCAUCAGUCGGGAGCGCCGGGGCCCACGCACCCAGCUGCAGACGACCCUCAUGCUAGAGGAGCUGAGCCCCACCCUGCGCAAUACCAACUUCUCCUGUGUUUUUGCCGAUCCUGAGCAGACUGCCCAGCGUCACAUCGUCGUGGCCCAGCUCUGGGCUGGGCCGAGGACAGUUGCGCCCUGCACUCAAGAAACCUCACCCUCCAGCGGGUCCCCUCUGCCUCACCAUCAAGACAGGUGAACUCCAGAACCUGGAUGAACAUCCUUACCUGAGCUGCCCUUGCAGCUCUGGCCUUCUUCUGCAUCGACUUAAUAUUGUAUUCUUUCUUUUUUCCCUUUAAUGGACUGUCCCAGGGAAGGGUGGGGGUAGAUGCUGUUUCUGAUCCACAGCUGCCUGGGUCCACAAUGGGUACUCAUAAAUGAUUUUUCAGUGGA